AUGACGGUCGACAACAAGGACUCUACCGUUCCUGAAUUUCAAAUUGCAUUCGACCAAGAAAAGUCCCAGACAUGCGACAUCAUUGAAGCUCAACUCCAAAAUGGCGAAGAUGUUGCAGCUCAGUUCCUCGCUCGGCUCGAUCCAGCUAUCGCAGCUGAACCUGUCACCGAGGCGGAAGCGCGCCGUGUACUAUGGAAAAUUGACAUAAUCCUCAUUCCAAUAAUUAUGGCGACGGUCGUGUUGGCCGCGAUUGACAAGGUCAUCAUUUCAAACGCGGCCAUCUAUGGUAUGAAAACCGACACGCAUUUGACUGGAGAUCAGUACUCUUGGGUCGGCUCCAUUUUCUACUUCGGAUACCUCGCCUUCGAGUAUCCAGCAGCACUGCUCAUUCAGCGGCUUCCCGUUGCCAAACUCUUCUCGGCGAUGGUGUUUGGGUGGGCUGUUCUGCUACUGUGCACCGCGGCGACGCAGAACUUUGCGGGAUUGGCCACAGUGCGCUUCCUGAUGGGCAUGACAGAAGCCGCCGUUUUCCCAAUUGCGAGUAUUCUCACUGUCAUGUGGUGGAAGACCAGUGAGCAGCCUAUCCGUGUCGCGUUUUGGUUUAACCAGCUCUCCUCCGUCUUCUCGGGAGUGAUCAGCUACGGUAUCGGCCAGACACACACGGCACUAUCACCCUGGAGACUGCUUUUCAUCGUACUGGGCGUUUUUUCCUUCAUCUGGGCUAUUGUGUUGUAUAUAUUUUUGCCGGACUCACCCGUGCAAUGCUGGUAUUUCUCGGAUCGCGAGAAAUUCGUCUGUCUGGAGCGCGUCAAGGACAACAAUACCGGCAUGGAAGACAAAACCAUCAAGUGGUACCAAGUACGAGAAUGCUUGGUCGACCCGAAGACCUGGCUUCUGGCGCUGUUUUCACUAGCCCAGAAUAUCCCAAAUGGCGGCCUGGUCACCUUUUCCGCUAUUAUUGUGACAGGUAUGGGGUAUUCCCCGUUGAUCACUACCGUGCUGGGUAUCCCCACUGGCGUACUCGCAACGGUGUGGCAGAUUUUGCUAGGCUUCCUCGCUGCUCGCGUGCCAAACUCCCGUUGCAACAUCAUUGCCAUGGCCAACAUUCUCCCGAUGAUCUGCGCGAUCUUGAUGUGGAAAUUGCCACGCGAUGACAAGCAAGGUCUGCUAGCAGCAUACUAUGUCUUCUACACUUACUGGGCGCCCUAUGUGCUGUCAACUUCUCUACCCAUGGCCAACACCAGUGGCCACAGCAAAAAGUUGACCAUGAACGCCAUCUUUUUCUUGGCGUAUUGCAUUGGCAACAUUAUUGGUCCACAAUGUUUCCGAUCCGAUGAUGCGCCAUCGUAUUCACGGGGAUAUGAGGGCCUUCUGGGUUGCCUAGUCGUGGCUAUAGCUUCCAUUUUGGCCUAUGGGGUUCUUUGUCGGUGGGAAAACAGCCGUCGCGAUAAGGAAGGCCAGCUGAAUGUGGAGCCAACGGAAGCUGGUGCAUUUUCUGAUUUGACGGAUCAAGAGAAACGGUCAUUUAGAUACACUUAUUAG
Molecule: messenger RNA, 1542 nt
Organism: Penicillium paradoxum
Lineage: Eukaryota; Fungi; Ascomycota; Eurotiomycetes; Eurotiales; Aspergillaceae
Product: Major facilitator superfamily domain general substrate transporter
Exons: 1
Coding region: 1-1542 (513 amino acids)
Biological process (GO): transmembrane transport
Cellular component (GO): membrane
Molecular function (GO): transmembrane transporter activity
Source: RefSeq, a predicted model, not a curated record